UAAGAGAUCAGUGUCCCUGCGUUCGAUUUAAGGUCGCCUGCAGUCUUAGGCUUGAGCUACAAACAAGAUGGUUGUGAGAAUCCGGAUCUAGUGUGCAACCACCCAGUCGAUUCUUGUCGGGUUCCUAGCAGCGAUUCUAGAUCAACCUGCAGGUCAAAUGAAACAAUGUGCACCACACACCCGUGAGACCUUGCGCACUUUCCUCUCCAACUCUAUCGAACAGUGCACCUGCUCAGUUCUCCUCCUUCUUCUCCUCCCCCUUAGCGGAUCGCUCCUCCCACUUCUUACGCCUGCUCUCCCUAAAUUCCGCUAUGGCCAUCAUCUCCUCGCACGCUGCACCGAUGAUUUCAUCCUCGCGAUCGAUCGCCUCGUCGUCGAACUUGUCGAGGACCUCGUCGAUUUCUUUCUUGGACAUGCCUUUCCUGACGCACUUGUAGUACUUCUGGCGACGCUCAAUCUGCCACUCGACAUCCAGGCGAGCUUGAAUCGUGCGAAUAGCCGGACUGUUCCUGAUGUACUUUGGUAUUUCGCCAGCCAUGGUCGGUCUGUUAAUAUCUGUUUGGCACAAAAAAAAUGGAGAUUUC
Molecule: messenger RNA, 584 nt
Organism: Didymella exigua CBS 183.55
Lineage: Eukaryota; Fungi; Ascomycota; Dothideomycetes; Pleosporales; Didymellaceae
Exons: 1
Source: RefSeq, a predicted model, not a curated record